Messenger RNA from Mytilus trossulus (common blue mussel), 1239 nucleotides. RefSeq names its product dual specificity protein phosphatase 12-like. Gene Ontology annotation, cellular component: nucleus. Gene Ontology annotation, molecular function: protein tyrosine/serine/threonine phosphatase activity. The record is from RefSeq and is a predicted model, not a curated record. The coding region runs from base 101 to 1051 and encodes 316 amino acids. Lineage: Eukaryota; Metazoa; Mollusca; Bivalvia; Mytilida; Mytilidae. The transcript is spliced from 8 exons. Gene Ontology annotation, biological process: protein dephosphorylation.
AAGAAAUCGGACGGUCUAUGCAAUAUUGAAAGUUGAAAAGCUGCUCUGUCAUAGUCAGAUAGUCUAGUAUUUGUUUUCAUCCAUUUGGAAAGUGAAAAGAAUGGCCUUGGAUUUGGAUGUUAUUGUGGACAAUUUAUAUGUUGGAAGCCAACAAGCAACAAAAGAUCCUGCUAUGUUACGUGAACUUGGUGUUACUCAUGUUGUUACAGUCAGUGAUGGACCUAUUGAUAAGAUUGUUAAUAGUGGUUUCUUUAAAUACAAAUUUAUAGAAGGAAUUGACUUUGAUAUUACUGAUCUGCUCCAACGAUUCCCUGAAGUAACGGCUUUCAUAGAAGAAGGAGUAAAGUCAGGUGCAGUUUUAGUCCACUGUGUCGGAGGAGUUUCUAGAAGUGUUACCAUGGUGAUGGCAUAUUUGAUGGAGAAAAAAGGAAUGUCUUUUAAUGACGCUUUAAAAUUAGUGAAACAAAAAAGAAAAUUUGCAUACCCAAACGAUGGAUUUAUUAAACAGCUGAAACUGUAUGAGAAAAUGAAAUGUAGAUUAGAUCCCACAGAUGAGGAAUACAGAGUAUACAGAUUGUCAAGUUUAGCAAUAACUAUGCAGGGGCAUCAACCUAAAGAUGCUGGUAUGUUUUUGCCCGGAGAUUUAACAGAUACACCAACAGCUAAUGAUAGUGACAUUAUCUUUAGAUGUAAAAAGUGCAGACAGCCAUUAUUUAACAGAUCUUGUUUCUAUAAACAUACUGUGGGACCAGGUGAGGCAGCAUUUGAUUGGAGAGGAGCAUCAAAUACAGAAAAAUCGACGGAAAUUUGUGAUAAAUCAAUAUUUAUACACCCUGUUCAGUGGAUGAAACAAUCCAUUAUUGAAACAGAAGGCAAGCUGUCUUGUCCAAAAUGCAGUGCUAAAGUAGGAUCCUAUGUCUGGCAUGGAGAGCAGUGUCCAUGUGGAGAAUGGGUUAUCCCUGCAUUCCAUAUACAAAUAUCUAAAGUUGAUGAAUGUAAACCAGUACAGACAGAUAUCAGAAACCGUGUAGAACCAGGACAAAAUACAUGAAGAACCAGGUGGAGUCAGCUGUUAAAUGGGACAAGGAACCAGAUCUAUACUCAUUCAAUGAAUCUCUUGAAUAAGAGAAAAAUUAACACUAAAAAGACAAAAUUAUUGUGAUGGGAAUAAUUUGAAUAAAGAUUAUACAUGUACAUAGAAGACAUUACUUAUCAUCAAUAAAUAUGUACAUAACCUAA